AUGGGAUUAAGAGAAUCACGGAGCCCUGGGGGCGCGGGUUGGGGCCGCCCUGGCGCGGGGAAGGUUGGGUCCAGCGCGCGGGUUGCUGGGAAGGGGGCGGAGCGCGGCUGCUCUGGAGCGUCUAGAGGGAGAAGGAGAGGCCGCGAUGGGCGGGUUCUUCGCAAGACCGCCAUGUUCACGGACGCCAAAGAGUCAAGCACAGUGUUCGAGCUGAAGCGCAUCGUCGAGGACAUCCUCAGGCGGCCGCUGGACGAGCAGCGAGCUGAACGCUCGCUUCUGGACGACGGUAAGACAUUGGGCGAGUGUGGCUUCACCAGCCAGACAGCAGGGCCUCAGGUCCCAGCAACUGUGGGACUAGCCUUCCGAGCAGAUGAAGCAUUUGUGGCCCUGCGCAUCGAGCCCUUCUCCAACCCACCCAAGCUGCCGCAUGUGAUGAAGCCGUAG
This is a messenger RNA of Kogia breviceps (pygmy sperm whale), 444 nucleotides long. The record is from RefSeq and is a predicted model, not a curated record. Lineage: Eukaryota; Metazoa; Chordata; Mammalia; Artiodactyla; Physeteridae.